This is a messenger RNA of Toxotes jaculatrix (banded archerfish), 1034 nucleotides long. RefSeq names its product eukaryotic translation initiation factor 4eb (gene eif4eb). Gene Ontology annotation, molecular function: RNA 7-methylguanosine cap binding; translation initiation factor activity. Gene Ontology annotation, cellular component: cytoplasm; eukaryotic translation initiation factor 4F complex. The coding region runs from base 121 to 771 and encodes 216 amino acids. Lineage: Eukaryota; Metazoa; Chordata; Actinopteri; Toxotidae. The record is from RefSeq and is a predicted model, not a curated record. The transcript is spliced from 7 exons. Gene Ontology annotation, biological process: translational initiation.
GGGUGGAGUCGCCGAGAAGCAGCCAGCCAGAGGCGGCACACAGCGCAUGUCCGCAGCGGGGCAGUCACGUCGCGCAGCUCGGUCCAAUCAACAGAAACUUUCCUAACAGAGAUUUGUAAGAUGGCGACCGCCGAACCGGAAACCAGCCCAAGUCCACCCCAGCCUGAAGAAGAUAAAGCUGAGGAGACUGGACAGGAGAUUGUGAGCCCAGAGGCCUACAUCAAACACCCCCUCCAGAACAGAUGGUCUCUGUGGUUCUUCAAGAAUGACAAGAGCAAAACAUGGCAGGCCAACCUGCGACUCAUCUCUAAAUUUGACACGGUUGAAGAUUUCUGGGCUCUCUACAAUCACAUCCAAUUGUCAAGCAACCUGAUGUCAGGCUGUGAUUACUCUCUUUUUAAGGAUGGCAUUGAACCCAUGUGGGAGGACGAGAGGAACAAGCGUGGCGGCCGCUGGCUGAUCACACUCACCAAGCAGCAGAGGAGAUUAGACCUGGACCGCUACUGGCUGGAAACGCUCCUGUGCUUAGUGGGAGAGGCCUUUGACGACUACAGCGAUGAUGUUUGCGGAGCCGUGGUCAACAUCCGCACAAAAGGAGAUAAAAUAGCCGUCUGGACAUCAGACUAUGAGAACCGGGAUGCUGUAACACACAUAGGGAGAGUUUACAAGGAGCGCUUGGGGCUUCCCAUGAAGAUGACUAUUGGCUACCAGUCCCACGCAGACACAGCUACCAAAAGCGGUUCAACCACCAAGAACAAAUUUGUUGUUUGAGAAAAUGCCCAAUGUGCCUCUUUCAUUCUCUUGUCUUAUUUGUUGUUGGUGCAUAUGUUUACUUUGCUGCAAAGACUCUGCGGAAUGCAAUCUGGAGGAAACAAAAAAGAAAGAAAAAAAAAAAAAACAACCCAAUCCAAGACUACAUGCCAAAUGUUUCCAUAACCUGCCCAGGACUUGAACCACAGGAAAAAAAAACCAAUGGAAAACAUAAUCAUGAAUCUUCCAAAACACUAACAAUGAGGGGUAUUAAUAGUAGAUGA